Cladophialophora yegresii CBS 114405 is the source of this 516-nucleotide messenger RNA. RefSeq lists its product as uncharacterized. Lineage: Eukaryota; Fungi; Ascomycota; Eurotiomycetes; Chaetothyriales; Herpotrichiellaceae. The transcript has 4 exons. The coding region runs from base 1 to 516 and encodes 171 amino acids. Gene Ontology annotation, molecular function: sterol binding. The record is from RefSeq and is a predicted model, not a curated record. Gene Ontology annotation, biological process: intracellular sterol transport.
AUGAAGGUCACAGCGCUCCUUCUCUCCCUACUUAGCGCCGCAUCUGCAGCGUCGUCGCGGUCGCUCUUCGGUGGUUCUCAGAAUGCUCUGGUGGACGAGGACAAGUUCUCUGUUCCUGGCAAGAACCCUUUGAACUUCUGCGCCGAUCCCAAGGACUACAUCCUGUCGGUGGACUACGUUGACCUCUCACCCAAUCCACCUGUACCAGGACAGAAGUUGACCAUCACCGGCAACGGCACUUUCUCCAAGGACAUUGACCCAGGCGCCACCGUUUUCCUCCAGGUCAAGUACGGCCUAAUUACGCUCAUCAAGCAAGAAGCCGACCUCUGCGAUAACCUGCCCAAGAUUGAUAUAACGUGCCCAAUAAAGGAGGGUGUCUUUACUCUCAAGAAGGAGGUCGACAUCCCCAAGCAAGUGCCACCUGGGAAGUACACUGUCCUCGCCGACGUCAACACUGUGGACAAGGAGAAGAUCACUUGCAUGGAGAGCACUGUUUUCUUCAGCAGGCCCUCGUAG